Messenger RNA from Syngnathoides biaculeatus (alligator pipefish), 4248 nucleotides. Its product is annotated as CREB-regulated transcription coactivator 2-like. Gene Ontology annotation, cellular component: cytoplasm; nucleus. Gene Ontology annotation, molecular function: cAMP response element binding protein binding. The transcript has 15 exons. The coding region runs from base 124 to 2703 and encodes 859 amino acids. The record is from RefSeq and is a predicted model, not a curated record. Gene Ontology annotation, biological process: protein homotetramerization; positive regulation of transcription by RNA polymerase II. Lineage: Eukaryota; Metazoa; Chordata; Actinopteri; Syngnathiformes; Syngnathidae.
CGACGUCAAACCCGGUUCCGUCUUUGUUGCGCGCGAGCGAGCGUGCGGGUGGGCCGCUCGUUGCUUUGUAGUCCGCGCGGUUGCCGUGGCAACCGCACAACACAACCACCUCCGGGGGCCCGGAUGAAUAAUGUGGUCGAGAUCGUCCGACGUCAUGAAGCAACGGAGCGGAUCGUUGCGCUUGACCAUAUCCGGACGGGACGGCAGGGCAGGGCCUUCGAGCGGAAGCGUUCAAAGUCAUCCGGGCGUUCGGUCGUCGCCAUGUCGCACCCGAGGUCGCUUUUAAUCACUCCGAGCUCCUUGGGCUUAUUUUCAACGCGCGCGAGCGCGAGCGCGAGCGCGGCGUCCGAACGUCGCUGCGGAGUGAGCGCUCUCGGCGCGCAGGCGAUCUCGGGCACGCGUCACCCUGCUGCCGUCGCGGGCGAGCACAACAUGUCUGCGGGCUCAGGCGGCCCAGCGCCGGGACCCGGCGGCUCCCCCGGAGGCUCCAACCCCCGCAAGUUCAGCGAGAAGAUCGCCUUGCACACGCAGCGGCAGGCCGAGGAGACGGCCGCCUUCCACGAGGUCAUGAUGGACAUCACGUCGACGCGGCUGCAGGCGCAGAAGCUCCGGCUGGCCCGCGCUCAGGGUCCGUACUACGGCGGCUCGCUGCCCAACGUCAACCAGAUCGGCCGUGGACCUCAGGACCCGCAGGGCUCGUCGGGCUCCUUCCCGCCGUCGCCGCUGGAGUCGGCCCGAUCCACGCGCCAUCACGGCCUGGUGGAACGCGUGCACAGGGAACGCCGCUUCCUGUCGCCCGUCAGGCCCUACCGCAACCGCCAAGUGGACGCCUCUCCCUAUAGCUCCGCCUACUUGUCCCCGCCCCCGGACCCCAGCUGGAGAAGGAAUUGGUCCGGAAUCUUCCCGGGGGACAAAAGCCACUUGUUACGUCUCCCAACUACUGCGCUCAACAGGACCAACUCCGACUCGGCCCUCCACACCAGCGCGAUGAACCCGCCGGCGUCGGGCGACCCGUUCGCCGGGGGAGGCCACGCCCUCAGGCCGCACGGCGGAAGACGCAACGUCUUCCCGUACCCGGUCCCGCCCAUCGAGGAAAACGUUUUGGACGACGCCAAGCUCCUGCCCAACAAAGCUUGGGACGCCAAGAAGUUUCCUGUGAUGACCUCCAGACCAAAGUCAUGUGAAGUUCCUGGCAUCAACGUGUUCGUGUCGCCCGAGCAACCGUCCGGCCCCGCCCACGGCGUCCCGUCGGCUCUCAACAUCAGCGGUUCCCUCCCGGACCUGUCCAGCCUUCACUUCCCGUCGCCUCUGCCCACGCCGCUGGACCACGACGAGCCGGCCUACCCCGGCGGCAGCGCGGGCAACCUGGCGUCCACGCUCACCCAGCUGGGCAUCAACGCCGGCGACGUCGAGGGAGGCGACGGCGUCUUCCGCCACCACCAGCAGCCCGGUACGCCGGGCUCACUGGGGACCGGACUGGCCAACCCGUCUCUGCAGUCGUCGCUGAGCAACCCCAACAUCCUGGCGUCGCUCAGCGGCCGUUCGUUCAGUGGCUCCCUAAGCUCCGCCUCCUUGCACUCUUCGCUCAGCAACCCGUCGCUGGGCUCCUCCCCGUCCCUGCCCUCCUCCCUCAGCAGCCAAUCGCUGCACUCGUCCCUCAGCAGCUCCUCCCUCCAGUCGGCCCCCGGCGGCGCCAACCCCGCCUACGGUUGCGGCGGCGGCUCCUCCUACGCGCCCGCCCUCAGCACGUCGCCGCGGAGGCGGGCGCAACCCUCGCCGCUCGUCCUGACGGGCGCGGGGGGCGACGCCCGACGGCAACACGCCAAGCAGUUCUCGCCCACCCUCUCGCCCACGCUGUCCUCCAUCACGCAGGGCGUCCGCCUGGACACGAGUAGGUUGCCCGCGGACCAGCGCUUGCCGCCGUACCCGCUGGGCCCGCUGGGCCAGCUGGGCCAGCAGCACCAGGGCGCCGUUCAGCCCGCCCACCAGCAGCAGGUCGCCCACCUGAGUCAGCAUCAGGCGCAGAUGGUCCGCCUCCAGCAGACGGCACCGCAGAACCUGCUCAACGCUCAGCACUUUGGAACGCAGCGCGCGUGCAGCUCGCAGGUCAGCUCGCCGCUGGCGAAGAGCGGCGGCGUGACCUUGGAGCCGUUCCUCCACGGCUCUUUGACCUCCCAGUGUCAGCUGAUGCAGGAGGCGGAGCAACAGAGGAGCGGGAACCUCCCCCAACUGCACUUGACCUCCGACCCGUACAACGAUGCCUUGCUCAACUCCCUGCUGGACGACUCGUACAUAAACAUGCAGCUCGGCGGCCGGCCCGGCCAGCAGUUCCAGGGCGACGGCCCGAGUGACGCCGUGAGCCGCGGCGUGCUGGGCGGCGGCCACGUUGACACGCAGGCGGCGCAGCAGUCGUUGGACCGGGCCGCGCUCAACAACCAGAACCACAAGCAGAACCAGAACCACAACUGCGGCAGCGACGCUCGCCAGAAUGUCCCCAACAUCAUCCUCACCGGCGACUCGCCGCCGGGUUUGUCCAAAGAGAUCACCAGCGCCCUGUCGCACGUGCCGGGUUUCGAGAUGGACCCGUUCUGCUUGGAUGACCCGCUGAGGAUGGACGCGCUGGCGCUGGACAUGCUGGAAGGAGACCUGAUGCUGGCCGACCCCGCCGUGGAGGACUCCUUCCGCUCGGACAGACUCAAGUGAGCCCCGCCCGACGCGGGCCGGCGCACGCGCCGCGCGGGCCGCGGUGCCCGGAGCGACAUUCGCCGUGACGGUCGCGAAGGGGCGGAACCGGGGAAUGUCCGUCCGUCGGUGCGCGAGGAAGGAAGGAAGGGAAGGAAGGAGGGAGGGAGGGAGGGAAGGAAGGUUAUUGGGGAUUUUGGAAUUCUUUCAAAUUGGGAAGUUGCCUUUGGAAUUGGUUGGGAAUUGAGGCUCGUUGAAAAAAUGUCUCCCGCCCGGCCCCGUUUUUGCAGUUAGCGAGCCCAAACCCAAGCUACGAUUUUCUGUUUCCUUUGAUGGAGAUCAUUCAAGACUUUGCUAAGUCGUAUGCGGAAAUCUGCAAAGUCGGUGGCGCUCGGGCCUUCACUUCCGUUGAAGUCAACGUUUGCCAGUCGUUGUCGUGUCCGCCGCCGCCGCCGCCGUUCUUUAUUUGUUGGAAAGAAAAGUUGCUUUCUAGCUUGUUCAGUUUUUUUUUUUACUAACCAACUUGACGGGUCCGCGUUUCCCCCGUCACGGCCGCGCUGGCGAGCCUCCGCCCCUUCUCGCCCCACCGCCACAGCAAUUUGCUCCCAAAGCGCUCGGCCCCCAACCGCCGGAAUCCUCCCCGGCAAAUUUUUGCAGAAGAAUUUGCGCCGUUGACUGGGCGCGUGGCUCCGGUGGAACGUGGUUGGCUUUUUGGCUUUUUUUUUCCCCGAGUCUCUUUUUCGGCCUUCGCCGUCUUUCUGGCUCGCAAGUGCCGGGGCGCCGCCCUCGUUUCUUGGAAAGCGACGCCACGGGGGUUUGUCGGUCACUUCGGCCGAGACGCCUCUGGCGGGCGGCGCGUUAAGAGGUGAGCUUCGAGCUGCCGAUUUGACAGGAAGUCAGCCGUGAAGGGUUCUCGGUGACAGGAAGUCCCCCGACCCGUGAAAAGUCCCGACGACGGAGUCGCUUUUGAUGAGCCGAUAUUGCCCCCGCGUUCGUUGUCACUUCCUGUUGUUCCCGCGCGGCGUGUUUGGCCGGGUUUUUGCUUCCUUUUUUCCUUCUUCUUCUUCUCAUUGGUUGGAGCGCUCGCUGAUGGCCUUGAUGGCGACUUCCUCUUUCUUUCUUUUUUUUCAUUUUUUUCACCCGCUUCCGCAUUUGAGCCGGAGUAAUUCCGAAAGGUCAAAUUCAAGCCGUUGGCUUUAUGCAAUCGAUCGCGCGGUCACAAUGCAGUUGCACAUGCUGCCAGUGGGGGAGCUGUAGAGGGAUCAGCUCAAGGCCAUAUUUUCAAUGUUUUCAAACUCCCCCACCGCGAGCUAAUGGCCAUAUUUCUAUUUUGUCACGUUUUUACAAAGGUUUGCUCCGAUGUUCUUAAUUAACGCUGUUGGGCUCGUGCUUUUAGGCUGUGUGCGUGUGCGCGCACGUGUGUUGUAAUAAUUGUAAUAAUUUGUAAUAAGCAGGGACGUCUUUGUACAUAUGAAUGUUUGCGAAGCAGCUAACAGAGAUUUAUAAACUGUUACUUCAUUCUUUAUUUUUUUUUUUUUUUCAGAAAAUAAACCUUAUGUGAACUCA